Messenger RNA from Topomyia yanbarensis, 20705 nucleotides. RefSeq names its product raf homolog serine/threonine-protein kinase Raf-like. The record is from RefSeq and is a predicted model, not a curated record. Lineage: Eukaryota; Metazoa; Arthropoda; Insecta; Diptera; Culicidae. The transcript is spliced from 4 exons. Gene Ontology annotation, biological process: signal transduction; protein phosphorylation. The coding region runs from base 209 to 2482 and encodes 757 amino acids. Gene Ontology annotation, molecular function: protein kinase activity; ATP binding.
GGACGAAAACGCGAGGAUUCAUCGAAAGGUGAAAAAGUGGAAAACGUAGUCUGAAGUGCGAGUACAGAAAAAGUUGUAGUGUUUUUCGUAAAAUCAGGAUCAGCUAAAACAAUAAAAUGCUAUCCUGUCCGUGUGACUCCCGGGUAGUUUGUACCGUGAUAGUGCUGCAAUGUUUGAGAAUAUAAGCUGAUUAGCAACGGCUAGUUGUAUGGUGGGCAAUUUAAUGGCCGUAUUCGAUGAUAGCAGCAACAGCAGGAGCAGUAAUUUUAUUUGCAAGGUGAAAAGUAGCAAUGGUAAUAGCGUUGUCGGUGGCAGUAGCAACAUUUUUAUCUCAGCACCAUCAGCGAAAUUGGCUACAAUUCCCAGCCUGUCCUUGUACGAGACCGCCGCGGGUCUAUCGAAUCAAAUGUCGGCCGAAACGGACGAUACAGAUGAUGAACAGCAGGUGGCUCUCGAUCCGUACUCGCAGCUCGAGGAGGACUUGCGGAACAUUAAAUCCGUGAUUCAUGUAACCCGGGAGAACAUCGAUGCGCUCAAUGCCAAGUUCGCGGACUUUCAGCAGCCCCCGGCCCUCUAUCUAGAGGAGUACCAGGAGCUGACCUCGAAAUUACACGACCUCGAAACCAAGGAGCAGGAGCUGGUGGAGCGGAAAAGCCAGAUGCAGGUCCAGUGCGAACGAGAAUCGACAAGUGAACCUAGUGAACCUCCGGAUCCGGAGGAACGGGUUGAGGUCGAUAGUAUGUGUGGCACGCUCAGUCGUACGUCCAAAAUGCUGCUAAGGGCGCAUCUGCCCAACCAGCAGCGCACUUCUGUCCAGGUAAUACCAGGAAUGCGCUUGAAGGAUGCUCUCGCGAAGGCCCUAAAACGUCGCAAUCUGACCUGCGACAUAUGUGAGGUGACAUCGGCCAUCAGUGACUACCCGAUCCCAUGGGACACGGAUGUUUGUUCACUGCACUGCGAGGAAGUAUUUGUUCGCAUUCUAGAUAUUGGUUUUCCCACGUAUAUCUCGCAUCAAUUUAUUCGGAAGACGUUCUUCUCGUUGGCCUUUUGCGAAUGCUGUCGUAGAUUGCUUUUUACCGGAUUUUACUGCAAUCAGUGCAACUACCGGUUCCAUCAGCGCUGUGUGGAUAAAGUUCCUCCGAUCUGCAGCAAGCGACAUAUGGACCACAUUUACCAUCAUCUGUUGGCCAACCCGGAAAGUACGGUUGGGAUAAUAAACCCGGGUACCGGAGGAUACGGUACUAGUCUGCGACAUCCACGCUCACUCAAUCAACAGGAUCGAUCCAAUUCGGCACCGAAUGUGUGUAUAAACAACGUGAUGAAACCCUUAUUCGGAGCCGAUAGUCGGGCGCUGAUCAACUGUAGACCGUUGCAGGCCCAAGUGAAUCAGGAACACUCACAUUCCACUCAAGCAUCACCAACAAACACGUUGAAGCACAGCAAACGACCGAGAGCGCGAUCGGCCGAUGAAAGCAAUAAGAAUCUGCUGUCGCCGCGGGAUUCGAAGCAGUCCGAAGAAAAUUGGAACAUCCAAGCGGAGGAGAUCCUGAUCGGUCAACGCAUCGGAUCCGGCUCGUUCGGGACUGUGUACAAGGCCCACUGGCACGGUCCGGUUGCCGUCAAGACGUUGAAUGUGAAGACACCCAGCGCGGCGCAGCUGCAGGCAUUCAAGAACGAGGUCGCCAUGCUGAAGAAAACUCGUCACUGUAAUAUACUGUUAUUCAUGGGUUGUGUAAGUAAACCAUCGCUUGCGAUCGUCACGCAGUGGUGCGAGGGCAGCAGUCUGUACAAGCAUAUUCACGUUAACGAGACAAAGUUUAAACUGAAUACGUUGAUCGACAUCGCUCGACAGGCGGCACAGGGUAUGGACUACUUGCAUGCCAAGAACAUCAUCCAUCGGGAUCUGAAGUCGAACAAUAUCUUUUUGCAUGACGAUUUUUCGGUGAAAAUUGGCGAUUUCGGUUUGGCCACGGCCAAAGUUCGGUGGUCUGGUUCGCAACAGUCCAAUCAACCGACGGGCAGUAUUCUAUGGAUGGCACCGGAGGUAAUUCGCAUGAAGGAUCAAAAUCCUUAUUCUUUUCAGAGUGAUGUUUACGCAUUUGGUAUCGUCCUAUAUGAGAUGCUGACUGAACAGCUACCCUACAAUCACAUCAACAACAAGGAUCAGAUCCUGUUUAUGGUCGGUUGUGGCAAACUGCGGCCUGAUCUCACCAAGGUACGCUCCGACUGCCCGCAAGCGUUGAAGCGCUGCGUAGAGGAUUGUAUUAAAUUUAGCCGCGAGGAGAGACCGCUUUUCCGACUGCUACUGAACAUGCUCGAAAAUAUGCUCCGGACGUUGCCGAAAUUCCAUCGUAGCGCAAGUGAGCCCAACUUUACCCAAUCACAGCUCCAGAACGACGACUUUCUGUAUCUGUGCUCGAGCCCAAAAACACCAGUGAAUUUCCACAACUUUCAAUUCUAUAACGGCACCGGCAUCAUUUAGCGCAUUCGCUGCCGCGCACCGGUGGACUUGCUGGUGAUUGUUGCCAUCGCUGUACCCUCUAAGGUUCUAGUUAUUGACAUUUUAAUCAAAUAUUUUACACCGUGGGAAUGCAUGAAACACUGAAACAGUGGGUUUUGGAUCGUAAGCUUUUCGGAGCGCGUGCUCGGGGCGAUAGGUUGGCUAACAGUAGACAUUUUAAAAAAUGAUUAUCUCAGACUGGUGUAAAUAGAGCGGUAUCCCCAUUUUAGGGAGUCAGGCAGAAUACGUUAAAAUGACUAUGAAGAAGAAGAUGAAUGGAAUAUGGGCCUGGACUAGCUUGGGAACGAGAAUGGUUAAUAUGCAGGGUGCAAUUCAUCAUCACUUUUUUACUGUGUAAUUUAGGUUAAAAUUUUAUGUUUAUAUGUUGUUUUAAAAGGUUAGGUUUAUGUUUUUUGUAGAUAUUAGCCAUAGUGAUCUAGAUUAUUUUAACAAGAAACCUGUCGACGAUUUCAUUAGUUUUAGUUUAUUUUUUUAAUUUGCAGCUCAUUCUAAUGCAUUAUCUCAGCGUAAAAUAAUGUGUAUAAAGCAUUUAGGUUAUUGUUUACCAGAAUACUUCCAAGUACAGGUUGCGUACGUAAAAAAAUUGACGCUCCUUCGGUUCACUAAAUUUAUAUUAACUUACUAGCUAUUCUAUUUUAGCGCAUGAUGCGGCUGCUUUUGAGAAGAAAAUGGCCGUUGAAAAUGUAGCAAAUGGUGGAGAACUGGUUGGGGUUGUUCUUUGAUGACUAUCGUAAGUAGAGGAAAGUAGCAAUCAAUUGAUUUUGACUUCGAAUAAAGCAACGUCUACUGACCAGAAGGAAAAGCUUUUGCUAAAAACAUUAUUUGCCUUGCCUAAUUUACCCCCUACAUUAGUCUAAUUUACCCCUGGGAUUGAAUUCACGCCCGGUUGAAAACCACUGGGGUAUCCCGAAUCAUGACUUGCAGGUUUCUCGAUUGUAGGCCGCCAUCCUCGAGUCUGUUUGUGUACCUGUCACACGUUCUUCUUCGAUUGCACAUAACCAGCGAAAUCGGGGUCUGUCCCGUGGUUAAUGACCUUUUCCAGCUUCUCUGCCUUAAUUGUGAUCUCUUCCGACACUCGCACUUCUUGCCAAUCUCAUUGUAGUCUGUGGUCCUUUCUCAGUCCCCCGAUGUCAGCACGUUUGUUUCUUGGUACAGCUUGUGGUUCGGGCGUCUGCGCCAUUUCCCAUUGUGUCGCUGAGUAUUACGCGCAGAAUGUUUCAAUCAAAAACACUGAACUCUUGAUAGUGCAACUGCGAGUACGUCGUACGGGUUUGUGAAACCAAUAGCGCGAAUUUUUUUUGUCCGCAUCAUUUUUUGCUUUGUAGAGGGGUUUUAUGAUGUUUCUAGACCUUCAUUUAAAUGAUAUAGUGAUUAAUAUCCCUUGAGCUGAGAUGUUAGCUAGGACUUUUUUUUCGAAAUAUGAUAACCAAGAUGAAGUCUUCAGAAAUGUUAAAAAACUUGUAUUUGCGAACAACUUUAUUGAAGACCAAAAAUCUAUUCAUAGUACACUCGAAAUUAUUGACCGUUAUUUGUGAAUGAUCCCUUAAAAUCUUUUUUUCGACAUAGCCUCUGAAAUAUCGUAAAUAAAGCUGCAAAACUGUUCCAGAAGAGAUCAUCGGUUUAUCUCUAGCGACUUAAAUGUUAUUAAGUAAUUGUUAGUAAAAUUAGCAAAAGGUUUAACAGUAAUAACUUCUGAGCGGGCAAAAACGGGCGGCCAGUUGUAAUUAAAAAUGCUUCAACACUAUAAAACUUAAUAGAGUUUUCUUGUCUCUUGUUGUCUAGUAGAGUCAUAGAUGAUUUGAAAAAAAAAAACUAUCGUUUUUCAACAAAUGACCGAUAGCUUUGAAAAUACUCAAGAUAAAAAAAUCAUGCGUUAAUAAAAAUGCAAUAACUUCAUAGAAUGUAUGAAAUCCAUAGGAAUGAUAAUUGAAAGGAUAUUUUAAAAAAUAUUUUUGAGGGUCAUCCAAAAACAACGAGCUGUGUCUUCUCAAGCAUUGAAAGAAGAGACUUCCUGUAUUCAGCAAAGAUAUCUGUGAAAGAAAUCACCACAACUUUUCCAAACAUGUUAGUUAAUUUCUUUUACAAAAAAAAUAGUUGAAAAACUUCACUUAUAGGAGGAUUAAUCACGAAAAUCGUAGCACCAAAUAACAAACCUUGCUAUUUUCGAUGAGUACUCUGCAAACACUAUUGACGUAAAUUCAGCCGUUUCCACAUUAACAACCAAUCACCAUUGGAGACAGUUUAUUUUUCAAAAAAUGCCAAAUUAUUUCGAAAAUAUAUUCGGAGUAAGCGAUUGUGUUAUAGAAUGUUGUUCAUUUUGAUAAUUCAAGCCCUUUUACGGCACAUAUUGAACUUGGCAGAAUGACAUUUAAAGUUAUAUUAAUAUAAUGGCUUUAAAGGGAUCAUCCACAAAUAACUAGCAAUAAUGAUGAAAAUAUUAAAUAUAAAACUUUGUGUCUUCGACAAAGUUAUUGGCAAAAGCUUACUCUACAAUUUGGCGAAAACAUAAUUUCAAUAUACGCACUUGUAAGAAAGUUGGUAAACAUAUCUCACUUUUUUAGAAAUUUGGGUGAAGCGAAUUGAUCGAACUUUCGUACAUUAUACUGCAUCAUUUCAAUAAUAUUCUGUAAUUUUUCUAUGAAAAAAUAUCGACAAGCGACUCGGUGACAAAGCUUUUCGUGGAAUGUUUCUUGAUAAAAACACGAUUUGCGGUGUUAACUGUCAUUCAAAAACUGUUUAACCGAUUUAUUUCAAACUUUACAUGCACAUUUUAUGUAAAAAAUACUUAACCCCUACGUUGAGUUUUCGGGAUAAUUUUUCAAUUGAGGAGGCUUUCUACUCAUAAAAUGGCGGGUUUUAUCGUGAAAAAUAGUAAUUCCGGCAGUUGGCUUUUGCGUUCUAAUUCUAAGUGAAUCGAGAAAUAUAUUGUGAUGUUUUGGUAAGCUACAUUCUAGGGCACUCUGGAAAUAUUUAACAAAUCUGCAUCAAAUUUAAGAAAAAUGCUUUUAAUAUCCUAUAUAAUAUCAUUUUUGCAUUCCCUAGUAGACAAGUCUAUUCAACAACCGUUUUACGCUGCUCCACUUCGAUGGAUUUAAUGGAUGUAGAUCUGGUUUCAUGCAGUGCUUUGACGUUUUACACGCAACGCAAAAUACAUUCUAAAUUUCUAUUUCGAUGGAAACAAAUUGCAUUUAAUUUCGUUGAUCUUUAAAAAUGCAUCACAAGUGAUCUGUCCCUAGGCUAACAUUACCACAUAUUUUCAUUAAUGUUCCUGUAAGAUCAAUGCGUUAGCUUAAGGGAAUUGAAAGUAGUGCUCGAAUCGAAAGUAAAUUUGGUUUCCAAUUUUGAAGGCAAGGUAAUAAAUAGACCUUUUGUGUAAUGUUAAGGUUUAUUUAUACAUUCAUUGUGUACGAAGAAAUCUUCAGUCACGCAGAACCACAUAUACGAGCGUUCCAAGAAUAGACGAUCGACCAUUUUAAAGUCGAGGAGCGCCACGAUGGACAUAUUAACUCUUGAUAAGAUUGUCUGUAACAGUAAAUUCGAUAAGAUUCUCAAAACUUACUUGUAAUUACUGGAUGAACCAAAAAAAAAUAAAAAAGUUAGAAUUUUGGAAAAUGCCAUCAUAAAAAUCGAAAACUCCCAAAUUUUUACGAAAAUUUCGCUUAUUUUUCUUAAAAAUAAUAGGAAGAAAUUUUUUUCUCGUUGCCUAUUUUUUCAGUUUUUCAAUCCAUUGAAAAGUUUUUGAGCUAUCAUGUCUGCCAAUUUGAAAAAUUCGGUUUCGAGAAAAAGUAGCCGAUAGAUUGAAACGUGCGAUUGUGACAGCGAAUAUGCGCGAGGAACGCAUGACUGUUUUAAGGGGUUAUAUUCAAAGUUGAAACUCAAAAAAUCGAAAUUUUUUUAUUGGAUAUUCUGAAAGUACAUACUUUUGAAAAUAUCUGUGCGAUCGGAGCGCAAUAUUUUAAAUUACAGUCGUUUGCAGCGCGCUGGUUCUUCUAUGAAUGAAGUUAACCGUUGCGGUGAACGUGAUAUCUCAAAAACUAGUCAUCCGAUUUCUAAAAACUUUUUUUUGAUUGCUUGAAUUUAUUUUCUCGUGUACUUGAACGGUUCCUUUUUCAUCAAAAAAAUUUCGAUCAUUGCAAUUAAUUUUUGUUUAAAAUUUUGAACACAAUAAAACUAAAUAUUUUGGUCAACAUGUUUUUUAUGCAAGAAAAUUUUUUUUUUGUAGCCGAUCCGUUCAAGUACACCACAAUACAUUUCUCUUCAAUAAUCUUUUUAGUUUUUGGAUUUCAGUCGAGCGUUUCCCGAAUAGAAUUUUACAAUAGCAUUUACCCUACAAACAAUCAUGAUACAAUAAAUAUUAUAGUUAUUACUGUUUCAACAUUAUUCAACGUAGAGUUCUUGCCGUAGAUUUACAACAAAAUUUCAUGUAACAAUCAAUUUUACUGUUCAGUAAAAAACUGAUACAGUAAAUUUACGUUAAAUUUUACUGUUUUCGAGAAAGAAAUGUAUGAAGGAAAAUCGAUUUUUUUUAAUGUUAAGAUACAUAACCACCCCCCUUUUUACUGUAAAAGUCAAUUUUACAUUGAAAUUCACUGUAGAAACGUUAAAGUUUAUUGUUUUUGUAUUGUAGCAAAACACUAGAAUUCACUGUAAAUUAUUGUAAAAUUACUGUACUGUCACAGUGAAAAUUAUGGUUUUGUUAUUGUACAUUUCUAUUCGGGUUCAGCUUGGAGAGCGUUCACCGCAAACCUCUACCAAAAAACACGCUUGGGGGGAUGAGCCAUAACUCCGACAACUUUGAAUAAUUUUCUUAAUUCAACUUGUUUUUUCUAUCCUAGAUAGUGCUACCAAUGAACUGUCUUUCGCCUUUUCAAAUAAAUAUGCAUAAAACACUUAAAAAACACAAAUUUAGCUCACUUUUUCGCCGCAACUUUGUAUAUAACCCCUUAAACAAAAGAAGGUCAGCAUGGCCACCGAGAUUGUUUGUUUGUUUAUCGUUACUGGCCGAAAAUAGAUCAUAGCACUUAAUGAUAGAGAAAACUUUUCUCUUUUGUUUACUACCAACAUCUGGGAUUGGCGAUUACCUGUUUGUACGAAAUGUUUACUAAAAGUGAAUUAUGACAGUUGGCUUAUUAGUAUCAUGUAUUAUGAUUAGUCAUAUGUUUGUCGAGAAUUGAUCGAAUAAAAUUUCGAUUUCUUUUAUUCACUACAUCACACGCCCCCUUAAUUGAGCACUGGGUUAGUGUUAUGUUAGUAGUCAUAUGUUGGUCGGGAAUUGAUCGAAUAAAAUUUCGAUUUCUUUCAUUCACUACACCAGACGCCCCCUUAAUUGAGUACUGGGUCCUUUAUAUAUUGCAAUUUUGUGCGCUACUUGCUGUGACGCGUGGCACGACGAGGAAGUAAGGAAAUGCCUACUGCGCCCGUAUCAGGAAGGUUACCGCACGAAUACCUGUUUUGGGCAUUUCGAAUCGCGUAUGCAAAUUUUCACCUAUUACCCUACUAUAGUUUGAGGGUUGAUCCUAUGUUUGUCUUCUCUCACAUUGUCGUAUACGUCUAUGUCGGCAUUGCUAUUGUCGCCGUAGCACCUACGGUCGCAUGUUUCUUGAUCUCAGACGCUUUUUCGCUUGCAUCGGCUGUUGGUUUGGUGGGAAUCAGUAGCGACUGGCUUAAAUGACACGCUCCCCAUGUUGAUCGGAGAUUUGUGCCUUGCUGCCUUGUCAUAAAACAGAAGCUUCUGCCCUGGAAGGAUGCUGAACGAUCUGCAGGUGCUACAAUAGCAGAAAUAAAACGUCUAACCCUCGGAGGGAUUUAAAAAUUUUAUUUGGACAGUGAGCGGAUAUAUCAACACCCCCGAGUGGAUGUUGAUAUAACAGAACGACAACACCCCCAAAGCGAUAUUGUCAUUCAAAUACGGCUUAAACUACCCAAGUAACCAAUAAGAAUUGUAACGUAGCCUAACACCUGCUUUAGAUCUACAUAUAGGGCAGUCUUGAGGGGGGCGCCUGGUCUAAAGUGCUGUUAUUAUCGUUUACGAUUUUGAAAGCAAGGUAACAAUGGAUCUGUUUUAUAAUGUUAAGAUUUAUUUAUACAUUCAUUGGGCACUAAAAAACAUUUUCACUCGCGCAGAGCCACACAUACGAGCGUUCCAAGAGUAGACAGCUAACCAUUUCCACGUCGAGGAGCGCCGCGGCGAACACGAUAGUUCUCGAUGAAAUGGUCUGAUACGGAAAAUUCACGAAGUUUUGUAAAGCUUAGACUUGUAGUUAGUCGAUGAACCAUAAAAAAUAGAAAAAAGUUUGAGUUUCGGAAAAUGGCUUCAUGAAAACCUUCAAAAUAAUAGGAAGAUAUUUUUUUUCAUUCAGUUUUCUGUGGUUCAUCGACAGACUGCACAUAUUGUGCAUUCUCAUAAAAAAAUCAAGUUAGUUUCUGAGUUAUCGUGUUCGCUAAUUUGAGAAACACGGUUUCGAGAAAAAUCCCUAUUAAAGGGUGUCCCUCAUCAAAUUGCAUCACGGAAAAAACGCUGUAGAAAAUGACCCAUUGGGUAUUUUCUCUUAAAAAUUUGGGUAGAAGUAGUUUAGGGUGUAUUGUUUACACUGUAUAUUUAUCGCUGUCAGUUCUUCGAAAAUUGUCGCCGACAGAUUGAAAUCUGCGUGUGUUAUAGACAGGGCUGUAGAGAGAAAUCACGGGCCCGGGGGGUCUAGCGUAAGGGCCCCCUCCAUCAUUGUAGAUUUUUCGAACACAGAAACCGUUAAGCUCGAAAUUUAUUGGAAACAAUAAUUAUCUGCUAUUAUGUAUGGUGCAUAGAAAAUUUGUGGAGAACUAUGGGAGAAUACACUUAGUACUGUUAAUUCCAAUAUUUUUUUCUUUUCAAAGGGUGUUACGGCAUUUUUUUUCGUUUAUUUUCCGUCGAUCAUUGUCCGCACUGAGUUCCUAUCACUGACGCCAGAGAGGUGACUCCACAACUAGAUAUCGGUUCAUCAACACAUGGACCGGGACCAACGACUCUACUUCUCUUGCAAAAAAGACGUGACACAGAGUUUUCACCUCAGAAAAUCUCAACGACCUCAGCUGGGAUUGAACCCAGACCCACUGGGCUGAGCGGCGGUUACGCUUACUAUUCAAACGCUGGCGUCGUCUAUAAUCAUAAUUUAAUCAAACAACAAUGACAAUUUUCUUUAUUAAAACUUGUUUUUUCAUAAGUUCAAUUAGUAUAAAAUACAGAAAAAUAUGCUAAGCUUUCGGUUGAGCGUAUUUUAAUUACUGCCUUCAAAUUUUGUACGGCCACCUCGUCCACUUUGUUCGUCACAGCCAGUUUACUUUAACAGUUUUUGGUAUUACUUAGGUUCCGCUUGGUGACGAACCAAUAUUCCUCGAUUGUGCCGAGCUCUAGUGUGUUGGGAGGGUUCUUGUCCUUGGGUGCUACCUGAACUUUGUAAGCAUCAUACCACUAUAUGUCCUUUUUCCGCAAUGGCAGGAUUCAAAAUCCGGCCAAAAUAGCGUGGAAUAAUGGUGUUGCUUCAAGAAAGGUAGCAGACGUUUUUUCAUGCACUAUUUCACGUAAAUUUCCUUGUUGACCGGCUCGGUCGCAAUGAAAAUCUCACUUUUCAAAUCACAGGUACAGAAAGCCUGCCAAACCAAAUAUUUCGACAGCUUUAUAUGCUUGAAAAUAUCGGCCACUAUUUCUCCCGGUAAGUAGUUCGGAUUCUGGUUUCGAUUUGUUGAAAAUCGUGUAAAGAAAUGCGUCAUGUUCAAGUGGACCAAAUUUUGGUCGUAAAAUCUUUUAAAUAUCUCUACGAAAUUUUUAGUGGCUUUGAAUGUAGCCGAAUUAUUAAUAUUUUCAAAUUUAUUCAGAUGUCGGUAUUGUAUGGAAACCUAAUUCCGACACCAGAAUCUUUGUCUGGUUUCACCUAGAAUUCGUUAAAAAACAACACAUUCGGCCAAGUAGGCGCGUUACAACAUUGCCAGCCUCUGAAAAUACAACAUCUCAUUUGUUCGAUAGUGUAGCUGACUUUGGUUCCAGGGAAUCUGAUUCAGGUGAUUUUUGCGAGUCAUUUAUAUGUUUAUAUUUAUAUUUAUAGGCACAAAUCCCCGACUAUGUACGGGGAACGUGCCAUUUGAGCCAAUAUAUUCUGAUUCCUGAUUGGUACAAUAUUAUUGAAGAAAUCACAAUUAAAACCUUGCGCAAAUUGCGAAAAUAGUAGCAAUAUGAGAAUGUAAUAAAUUUAAAUAAAAACAAAAAAAAACAUUCAACGAAGGUAGAAUGUAAAGAGAGAAAAACAAAAAAAGAAACAAACGAGGAAAAACUAAUAAAUAGAUAUAAUGUAACAAAACAAGAAAGCUAAAAAAUGCCAUUGAAAAUAAUGGAAUUAAAAUGCAAAUAGUCCAAAACCUACGAAUAUCAAAAAUAGAAAAAAAAAUCCAAAAUGGAUAAACAACAGAAAAUUGACAAAAAAGAAGUAAUAGAAAACUAAAUUUAUUAAAUAAUUGAAACAAUCAAUAUAAACGAAGGAAAUGAAAAAGGAAAUUAGACAAACAUUGAAGAAAUAGAAACAUUGCAUAAUGGCUAAAAUAAUGAAAAAUGGGUAAAAAACAAAAUGAAAAUAAAACAUCAUGAACAUGGAAAACAGUAAAAAUGGCAAAAAGAAGAAAAUGUAAUACAACAAAAAAUAUAAAAACAAGACUACAAUAAAGUAAACAAAUAUAGAAAUUAACGAAAUGGAUCCAUUGAGUAAAACAACAAUAAUAAUAAUAGAAAAGGUUUGAAAUAUAAAUAUUAGUACCAAAUUAAAAAAUGGAAAGCAUGAAAACAAGAAAAUGUUGAUAAUGUUUCAAAAUAGAAGAAAUAAUAAAGUACAAGAAUGGAAUAAAAAAUAAAUAAAUACGAAAAAUCAAAAAAUGGACAAGUUAUUCUUUUUAAAGAAAUAAUAACAAUAAAAAUAAAUGGGAACAAUUGGACGGGAUAGACUGAAGGAAAAAUAGAAAACAGGAACAAGUGGAAAUAGCCCAAAAACAGAUAAAAGUGAAAUCAUGGACAACAUGUAAAAUCAAAAUGGUUUAAAAGGAUAAAAAUGAAAAUCUUUGGAGAAAUGGGGAAAGAUUGGAAUAUUAUCAUAAAGAAAAAUAAGAGAAAAUUUAAAUAAAAUUUGAUGAAGUGGGAAACCGAAAACAUUCACAAAACGCAAAAUAAUCAAAAUAAAAUAAAAGAAAAAUAUUCAAAUGAAAAAAGUUACAAAAUAGAAAACAUGGAAUUCAAAAUUCUUUAAAUGGGAAAAAAAAGAAAAAUACUACAGGUAAUGGAACAUAACAAUAAACAAAAAUGGGAGAAUAUUGAAAAGAAUCCAUGCAAAGGAAAAGCAUAAAUUUCAAAAUUGAUAAAUGGAAAAUAGAAAAAUUCAAAACACGGAAAAAUUAAAACAUUUAAAAAAAACCAAACAUUUAAAAAAAAAACAUUUAAAAAAUGUUUGUUAAGCAAAUGAGAGAAACCUAAAAUGAAAAAUAUGAAAAAUACUAAGCUCAGUUUCUUGGAAAAUAUGAAAAAAUACAAAGAAAUAACAGAAAUAAAAGUUUAGUUAAAUGAAUCCAAUAAAUUUAAUGUUGAUUACAUUGAACAAACGGAUAAUGAAGAAACAAUCAAAACGCUAGAUAAAAUGGAAAAAAUGAAAAAAAAACCAUGAAAAGAUGAAACGAAUUAAAAACGUGGAACAAAUACAUAAAAUGGGACAAAUUUAAAAAAAGAAGUAAAAUGGAAAAAAUAGAAAAAGGAAAAAUGUGGGCAAAAUAUACAAAAAAAAAGUUAAAUAGGAUUAUUUGAAGAAAAUAGAAAGAAUACAAAAUCUGGAUGAAAUGGAAAAAAAAGGAAAAAUUAUUUUAAAUUGAGAAAUUUAGUUAAAGAUGAAAACACUUUUAGGUUCUCGUAUUUAAAUAAUAUUUUCCAAGUGAAUACGAAAAAUUACUAUGGAUCGUUUUCUUUGUGGAUUUUCAUGUUCUUUCUUGAUUUGUGGAGUUAUUCAGAAUUCGUUUCACAAAUCCUAUUUGACCAAUUGAUCAUGAUCACUCUAAAAGAAGUCACAUAUCGUCCUGAAAAGAUCAAAAAUCGUAAUUGGACUAAUGAUUCUAUUUUAAUCGUAAGGCUAUAGCUAAUUUUUUGAAACCCAUCCGCAGAUUGCAAAGUCUCGAAUUAAUUAGUAAAAUACGAAUCAAAAUCAAUUUCCCGGAACUUUUAACUUUAACUAACUCAACUUUUCAAAUGGUCCUUCAAAAUCCAUGAAAUAAUUAUAAUGAAGUAUGAAAUAGAAAAUUUCAGUCUUUUAAUACACAAUUUACAAAAAAGAUCUUUACUGUGCGUAAAAAUCGUUUUUGAGGUCUAAGUUUCAAAGUUUUCUUUUGAUUAGUCCUUCAUGGCGUAUAAACUUUAUAAUAUAAUUUACGAUUAACUUUAUGAUAAAAAUUGAUGGAAAUUAAAUCAUACCAAUAUUAAAACUCUAAUCGAAUUUUCAAAUAAAUUGUUAUUGAAAUAAUAGUUGACAGAAUCAUUCCUUCGGUUCAAAGUCCGGGCCCCAUCCACAACUCCGGGCCCGGGGGGAACACACCGCCCCCCUCCCCUCUCGGCGGCCCUGGUUAUAGAAAAUAUGCACGAGGAAUGCAUGGCUGUUUAAAACAAAAGAAGUGUAGCGUGGCCACCGAGAUAGCGGGAGACUAGGUUCAAUACAGUCGUGAUUCGUUGGUUGGACCACAGGCUUGUCCAACUAACGAAUUUGAUUCGCUAGUUGAACUGACUGACAAAUGUCAAAAACUCUCCAAAGAAGAUGUUGGCAGUAAAAAUGCAUAUGUUCACCUCUCUAAAUAUUGUCAGAUUGAUUGUCAAAGUAAAUUUGACAUGAGAUUUUGUUGGUUCGGAUGCUUUUUAGUUGGACAAUAAAAAAGCGGUCCAGUUAAAAAGUGUCCAACCAGCGAAUCACGACUGUACUAAAAAUUAAGCGGAUAAAAAGAUUUUUUUGCCCACUACACCAGACGCCUUCCUUAAAGAGCUGUCAUCAGGGAUUGUAAUUCUCUCUCACUCACGCGAGAAGUAGCUUAUCCGAUGUCCAACUUUUCCGAGAUGAGUCGCAAAAUUCUCCGUCUCCACAAAUAGCGUGAGAAUAAUUUUCCGGUCAAAAUUUAUUUGACUUUUUCCUUCUCACCGGAGAAGGUGAUAAAAUUUUAAUUUCGUGGAAAUCAAUAUAAACUUAAAAAAUACACUUAAUUAUAAAGAAAAGCGGCAAAGAAGUAUGAUAGACUUGUUUUAUCGUGUUUUGGAAUAACGACAGCAAAGCAGGGAUCGCAAAAAGGAUACCGUGAUAAACUCAUUCAUUCAUUCUCCGGUUGUUUUAUUUAUCCGAAGAAAUAACACGUUGUAUUUAUCCGGAGAAGUUGUGUGAGUGCCAAUAACUUUUCGUGUGAAAAUGUGAGCUUUUAUUGUCGCAGUAGCAAACUAUCCGGGCGCAUUUACUCAUAUGAGCGAUAAAUGCAAUGCCUGGCCGUCAUAUAUUCGGAUAUAAAGACAGUAUUAUGCCAGAAAAGGCGAAAUAUUGUCUUUCCAUCCAGCCAGACAGCCAUUCCUCGCGAGGAGGAAUUAUCACAUUGAAAGUUUUAAAAGGAAAACUACGUGUGAGUGUAAGAUCACUGGGAGCGAGUGUAAACUCAUCCCAAGUAACCAUUUGGGGCCACAGACUUGUGUGGCUAGCUGCACGAUCUAUUGUGUUACUGUUCCAGUAACUUUAAGAUGCAAUGGACAAGAAACUGCUUCUUGUUUCAGAAACACAUAUCGUGGUUUUAUGCUCAAGAGUGCAGUAGGUGUUGUCGAGAACGCACCAGUCAUCGCCAUCAAGACUAUCCUCUGAAGAUUGUUGAACUUUGAUUAGAUUGUCAUAACUUCUCCCUUUUGCCACCAAACAAGACACCAGUAUGCCAGUAUUGGUCUAACAAUUGUUUUGUAGAUGCACUGAAUGUACUUGGGGUUGAGUCCCCAAGAUUUGCCGAAAGCGCGUCUACAUUAGCCGAUGACCAGUUGAUACAGUUAUUUCUGAAAUCGAUGUGAGCUGUCCAUUUAAGUUUGAGUCGAGAAUUACCCUAACGUACAUAACUUGAUCUGUGACAAUAUUUUCAGUGUCAAAGAACUGCAACGGACGAGCUCCGGUUGUAAUCCUUCGCUGCGUGAAAAACACCAUUGAUAUUUUAUUUGGAAUAACUGAUAGUCCAACAUGAAGACACCAUAGCUCAACCACACAUAAGGCUUGUUGCAUCAAAUCAAAAAGUGUGUUAAUGCAAAUACCGUAGAAGUGGUGACAGUACACCACUUAGUUUCCUUAUCUCUACUUGUCUUAACGAUGAGCACAGAUGUCGGUUGCUAAGCGUGCGUGUAUACAGUUCGUGAUAUAUGAAGGUACUCAAUGACCUCGUGCUGCUCCAAGAUGGAUUAGAAAGACACAUUGUCAAAAGCACCUUCAAUAUCAAGAAAAACUCCUAAACUUGAUUGCAUUUGUGAAAAAGCUUUUUCAAUGUUGUAGACAACAUUGUGUAACAGGGGGGGGGGGGUGGUAGACGUCCCCGUUUCACGUUUCACAGUUAUUUCCCGCCACGAUGGAAAUGUAUAGUAUUGUAUUGUGGAAUGUAUCUUGUUGCAAGACUACAAGUAAGAACCAUUUUCAAAAUAUGCUUGAAGUGAUAAUAUACUCUUUGUAGCAGAUCUGCAGAUCAAGCCCUCAUCGUAGAGGUCCCAGUCCGUAGAUUUGGAAUUAUGAUAUGUGACGAUAUUCAGCGAGACGUUUAAAUGAUCAGAGAUGAUAUACUUAUGAUCAGAUAGCGACGGUUCGAGCUCUCUUGGUACAGCCAGUUUGCCAACUCAUGCGUAAUACUGUCAGAGCAGAGAGUUACAUCUGGCAUCUCUUCUCUGCCAGCUCGUGCAAAUGGGCGAUCUCCUAACUAUGUGCAAAUUGGUACAGCUUAAGUAUUGAACCAUUUCGGUGCUACUCAAAUCGAUAUCUGAGCUGUCCCAAAUUAUGUGGUGAUCGUGUGUAUCACUGCCGAUUAUGAGGGGAAACCCAUCACUGACACAGCAUGAUACAAGCCUUUUGAAAUGAUCAGAAGGUGAUGGUUUAUUAUGCGGAAAAUAUGCCGAUCAAUAGACGUACAGAUAUCGCGAGUUGUGAGGUCGGAUAGAAGACAUGCGUCAAUAGCACAAUUCGCAAGUAUACAUGCACGAGGCAUUUCACGUGGAUUUGUUAUGCCAACAAUUUUUUUUGAAAGCUAGGAAGAUGGGGUUAAGUAUCUUUCCAACAUAGAAGUUCCCUUUACGGAAAUACGGUUCUUGAACCAAGGCUAUAGAAGUUUUUCCUUCAGUUCAGUUUUUCAAGACGGGAUAAAUACGUCUAUCCUGAAGAUUAAUUUAUGGUACUCUAACCAUACUCGAUUACAGUACUACACAUUUCAUCAUCAGCACUUGUUGUCCAGCAACUAGAAGAUAUUAAACAUGUUAGCUUAUAGUUGCCUAUAGCGAACCCUGAAAUGGGUAUUAGGGACAUGACCACCAUUUGAAUCCCACGAUUUGCGUAGAAACAAAAGUUCACUAUGUCAGAGAUUCGCGUAACAACACAGUAAGGGUAAGACCCACGACACUCCGUGCGCGACUGGCAUAUUUUAGUUCUGCCAGCCAUUCAGUCCUCAGCACGGAGAAACAACUUGACUUGAGGACUCAAGACUGUUCUAAGUUGUCUCUUACGAAAUGGGAGUAGGAACACAGUGCAUCAAUUCUUGGUUGAGAAAAUUCAAUCCGCCGGAUGCAACACGAGCCUCUAGGAUAGUUUUGUCCGGAGCAAAAUAAUGGUUUGUUAUCAACCUCCUAGUGGACUCCAGCCAAACACCAUAACCGUACUCCAGCCAAAUUCCUAAUUCCUAGUUUGGCGGGGCGCAGUCGUGAUUAAGGGCUAAGUAUCCGUUUACGAUUCAACAUAAGCUAUUGUAUUUUGGUUGCAGUUGAUCAAUUAUUCUUACAAGUUUUGUCGUUUUUCAUAGGGUGGCACCUGGUUACAGAACUGGCACAUAGGGUUAUGACCUGGGUACGUUCAUCGUGAGGUUUAAUUAGGGAUUAGUCAGUCGGUUCCAGAUCGUGCAAUCGUACAUCGAUUGUGUCGAUUGUUCACAUAUACGGGGAUCUUGAUUCUAACGUUGCCAUAUUCAAAGUGUUGCAUGUUGUUCAGUACAAAGAAGUUUUCUGCCCCGGAUCUAGUAUUGAAAUAUUGAGCAAAUGUCGAGCGAAAGGUGAAGAAGACAGCUAGACUGGACAGUAGAGUGAUAGGAAAAAAUGACCCCUAUCGACCCACCCCUGAGUCGAUUCCUAGUCCCGCCAGGAGUACUUUCUCCAAAUUUGAAGCAAAUCGAACAAGUUUAUCUACCGGACCAACGUGCCUGAAGUUUGUAUGGGAUUUUUCGACAAUUUAUAUGAAGAAAACCCACUAGCUCGCAUUUUUGCCUCUAGGUGGCACUGUAUGUAUCGUAUUAUCACUGUGGGUUGUAAGUAGUGGUUAGCCCACUACUCGGGUUCUUGUUUGCCCGGCGAACCCUUCAUUUCAGUGCGGCCUAGGUGCUUCUACAGAAUUUCGGAUUUUCGUAUAAUAACAAACAAAAAGAGAAAAAAAAACAAAUAAAUUCUAACUUUACCCUUUAUUCUCCCGAAACUCUCCUCUGCUGGUCGUUCCUUACAGUCUGCUGCAGAUGACGGCGGGAAGGCGACGGUUUUUUUUCCGACCGGCCGGGACUCCAACGGCCGAGUUCUCCUGCUGGUAUCGUUGGUUGCUCCGGCAGCGGUCCUUAGCAAUUAGCCAGGGAGGUGAGCUUUGCUCCUUUGUCGGAACCUCCCUAGCGACGGUGGUGACGAAUCACCGGAUUCUUUGCUCCCCGCAAAGAAUCCCGGAAGACACCGCAGUGGUCUUCCCAGGGGGAGCCGCUGUCCACCCUGCUUCACCCUCCUUGGCUAUUAGCUGGGAAGGAGAGCAAGGCUCGUUCGGCUUAUCCUUCCCAGCGAGGGCGGAAUGGUGCGUCUGGAUCCUUUACGGUUAGCCGAGGAAGCGAAAGCUCCUUGAUAAUUAGUUUCCCCCGACGGCGAUCCAGCACCACACUUUCUUUAGCACCCGGACCACGGGCCGGCACUUUCGACGAGAAUCUACUGUCGCACACGCGCACUUCACGAUUUUACAGUGGCGGGAAACUGUCCCGAAAAAACUCACUACAAUUUUCUGGACGUGUGAUUGUCACCGUGGUCCGUCACUUUCUGUUCUUUUCCACGAUGGUCGCCUUCCACACUAAACCAUAACAAACUCCAAAAAAACGCACCGCCGCAUAGCUGUCAUCGCUGUAGCACAGCAUAGUCAGACCACUUUUGCAGCGAAAGGAGAGCGGUAACCUAACUAAACCCUAUGCUAUUUAUUUACAAAUACACAACAAAAAUUACUACACCUAUCUAGACUAAUGACAACGUUCAUGGACUAUUAUUUAAACGAAAUUUACAUCAAAAACAUGAACGAGCAUAAUGAACAGCGGUGAGUUAUGUUGCAAUAACAAUACACUCUACGGAGAGAGUACACACAAAUAGGUAUAUUUCCACCCAGUGCUAAAUUGCUACCCUGACGGGUUACAAAGUGAAAAUAAGAAAGAUAAUUUAUCUGUCUACAACUUUGUCGAAAACUGGUAGUCAAUCUGGCUUUGGUAAAAGAAGUUAUUAAACUUUUAAUGAAGUGACUCCGAGCCAGUUUUACAUGGGGCGUAGCAGUGCAUGGUUGUGUAUCAGUACUCGUUUCGCACGAACUUAACAUUUUUGUGAAGUAAUCGUUACGUUUAGCUCAAGGCUAUGUUCAGAAGAACUAUAGCAAAUAAUACGAGUCAUGUUUUGGUUAGAACAAUUUAGUUCUACAUUUUACCGCAUAGAGGGCGCCAAUACUAACUUUUCAACGGAAAGAGAUAGAAAUAAGGUGUCUUCCACAAAGUUGUAGAACAUGCAUUUUGCAAUACUUCUUCCAAACAUCUCGAUAUUUUAUAUCUCUUCUAUAAAAAGUUAGUGUAUGCGCCCUCUAUGCGGUCACAGAUGGAACUAAAAUUUUCUAACCAAAACAUAACUAGUAUUAUGUAUUCUUCUGAACAUAGUAUUCAGCUAAACCUAACGAUUAUUUCACAAAAAAGUGUAGUUCGUGGAAAUGGAGUACUAAUACACAACCAUUACCAUGCACUGCUAGGCCCCAUGCAAAACUGACUCAGACAUCACUUCGUUAAAAGUUUAAUAACUUCUUUUAACAAAGCCGGAUUAACUAGCUGUCUUCGACAAACUUGUAGACCAAUAAAUUUUCUUUUUUAUUUUCACUUAUAGUGACAGAACGAUGCAUACAGUGCCACCUAGCGGCGAAAAUGCGAGCUAAUGAGUUUUCUCCUUGUAAAUUGUCCAAAAAUCCCAUAGAAACUUCAUGCACUUUGGUCCGGUAGCUAGACUUUGCUGGUGAUUUGCUUCAAAUUUGGUGCAAGUACUCCUGGUCGGACUAGGAAUCGACUCAGGGAUGGUCUGAUUGAGUUUUCAAAAAAUCUUUAUUUUUCUGGGCAGUCUAAAGGACAGACAUUGGUACAAACUGGUCGCUGAGAAUCAUCACGCAGCUCGUGCGACAGAUGGUAAAGAUUUCGAGGGAAGUUCACAAUUUUGUAUGAAAAAGAAACAUGUUUGCAAUAACUGUGAAAUAUUUUUAUAUGAAAGUACAAUAAGUACCAUCCUUUUGACUAUUUAACAUUGUUUUUUCAUCAAACCAUUCCUGAGAUACACCUGGGCCCUAUUCUCCUAGUCACGUCGCUUAGUGACUAGAAGGAAAAUUCCUUCUAGUCACUAGGUAACGUGACUGUGUGAAUGGCUCCCCUGAUUUUAUAAUUUAGGAUUCUAUCUAUUCCAUACUACUCAGCCAUCUAAUUUGCAUGCAAUUUUCAACGCAGUUCAAUUGAUAACAGAAAUUUGAAUGAGAUCCGAUAUACUGACAUGAAUGGAAAACUGAGAUGAGUUCCUGGAAUAACUUCUCUCGCCAACAAAAUGUUGUAAUUCCAAACUCAACAAUAUCUUAUUUUUCCGGUCUGAUGCUUAUGGUGUUCAUGACCUAAAAUUCACGUUUGACCUUCACAGUAAUUGGAAUGUUUCAAGAAUUACUGUAUCAUCAGCAUAAGCUAUUUUAACAUAAAUUUGCUAAUUCGUGCUCAUCAUCACUGAUCGGGAAAUGCGAUAAAAAUUAUUAAAUAGAAUAGGUACCGAUCAGGAUGAGAAUUAAAACUGUGAAUCUUCUCUAAACCUUCGCGAUAAUCCAGAUCACACAAUAACGAAUAAUUUCCAGUUAAGAAUACCUCAACCAAAUUCUCCACCGUUUUUACCUUCUGUUAAAAAGUAAUUGUAUGAUUUCAUAGAAGUAUCUUAUAAUAAAUGUAAUGAUUUUACGAACUAAAUACAACAGAGGUUCUAGAAAAACUAUUUCGUAACGCAAGACGAAUGAUGAUUUCGAGUGUAGGGGAAACGUAAAGCAACCUGAUUAAAUGAGCAAAGAAAACUGAAUAAGGCAAAGAGAAAAAAAACAAACACAUAAUAUGAGAUUUACAUUUAUAUGUGUAAAUAAUGUUAAGUACAUAUUUAAGCUCGCAAGUAUUUGAAGGAUAAAAUAGGCAACCCCAGGCAGGAUAGAUCCAAUCGUGUAGAUGAAGAAAAAGAAGAAUGUGAUUUAAUGAUGGAAAUCAUGAACAUUACCUAUGACAUUGUACAACAUAAUAAAUGCUCACAGGCAGACCAGAAGUGAGUGACUCAAGUAAAUGCACUGCAUAAGAAGAAUGGGUACAUUUCCAAACUAAAGCUACAGUAUAAUAGAAUCCGCUUUGAAGCGAUGGCAGAAGUAAUUCUGAAGGAAAGGAAAUUAUCACAAUUAUAAAUACUUCAACAAAUACAACUGAAACUAUCGCAUUUAUGGAAUCGCAAAGUGGAUACAUAUAAAAAACAAAGUCAUUGAAAUUCUGAAACAAGCAUAAUAUAAACAAGGGCGUGAUGGCUGAAAAUGCUGGACGGCGAAAAAAUUAGCUAACUGUACACAGUUAUAAUGCAAAAUAACUUUUUCCUUUGAUCUUAAAAUAAAAAUUAUAAAUAAUUAAA